CAUUUGUGGUUGUAAACUUGUAAGAUGUAAACAUCGCUUGCGGGCCCAUUCAGAACUGAGAAGUCAAAAUCCAAAACCCAAUCAUUUUAAGUCUACCUAUCGUGCCUGCCCCUCCUCCUCCUCUCCCCUGUCUUUAGCAGAGCAGCAGAGAGCAAAGUCCACUACUCUUAUCGAAAACAACCCUAUCAAAAUAAUAAUAGCCCUUAACAUCCUAAUUACGCUAUCCUGUUUAUAUCUUUAUUUCCUUCCACCAUUCUCAUCCCCAUCAAAAGUGGUCCAGUUCUCUAUUAUGCAGCAAAAUCAAACUGCACCGCACACUUAUGAUCAGCUAUGAGCAUCCACACGGAGUCUCCUGCACCUGCUCCCACCACUCCUCUCACACUCGCAGAACUGCCGAAUUUUGAUUAUGGCCGUGCUUUGUUUCCUCUUCUUUUUCUUUUUCUUUUUCUUUUUCUCGUGCCGCCAACCAUGGCACAGGCGCUUCCUCCGUCACCGCCACUGCCAGGCCCAUUCGCGAGACUGAGGUUCGACAAAACCAUGGGUGUAGUCCUUGUGAUCCUCGUCGUGGUGUUCUUCAUCUUGGGCUUAAUCUCAAUAUACACUCGCCAAUGUGUUGAGCGAAGGAUUGGUGGCAGGUUUGACCUAUCCAUCCCCAUCAUCGGAGGAAGCGAACUCCGGCCACCGCGAGGCCUCGGCAAGGCGAUCAUCGACACCUUCCCCACCUUCGUAUACUCCGAAGUGAAGGCUCUCAAGAUAGGGAGGACCACGCUCGAAUGCGCCGUGUGCCUCAAUGAGUUCCACGACGAUGAAACGCUGCGUUUGCUCCCUAAAUGCAGCCACGUGUUCCACCCCGAUUGCAUCGACGUCUGGUUGCUCACUCACUCCACCUGCCCAGUUUGUCGGGCCAACCUCGUACCCAAACCCGGGGACAGCUUUUCUUCCGUCGCAGUCCAGGUACCAGAUCAUGUUCGACCCGACCCGGAAUCCGUAAAUGACCCGAAUGUUAUUACCCGGGUCGAUGACGAUGGGCCAAACAGAGUAAUAACAACAGAGUCUCCGAGGGAGAAUUUAGGUGAUCAGAGCCGUCCGGUUCGGUCUAGGUCAACAGGAUUUGGAAUUGCGAGAUUGUUCCCACGUUCUCACUCGACGGGUCACUCGCUGGUUCGACCGGGGGAGGAUUGCGAGCGGUUCACGCUGAGGUUGCCCGAGCAAGUGCGGAACCUGCUGGUGAAUUCAGCCACGUUGAACCGAACGAAGAGUUGCGGCGUGACAUUGCAGCGAGAGAGUAGUGGAAGGAGAGGUUACAGGACGAGAAGCACAGGGAGGAGCUAUAUGCAGUAUGAGCGGUUCGGCGGGGAGGUUCGGCCGGACCGGUGGGGGUUCACGUGGACCCCGCCGUUUUUGUUUAGGUCCGGUUCGACGAGCUCAACUAAGGAUGCCAACAACGCGAGGGUAGUAAUGGAAGAAGUGGAAGUGGGAGAAUGUUCUUCUGAUUGUUUAUUUUCCAAAGAGUGAGGAUUAUAUUUUAGGUGAGGCUAGGUGUGGAUGAUAAUAAGUUUGUUUUUUUCUUUUUUUUUUAGUAUUCAAUCAGUUCAUACUUUGAUUUUUUUAUUUUAUCGUUUAAUGGAAGCCGAGCUGAUGUUUCGUGGAAUUUCAAUUUUUUGUUUUAAACUAC
Messenger RNA from Gastrolobium bilobum, 1675 nucleotides. Its product is annotated as RING-H2 finger protein ATL11-like. The transcript is spliced from 2 exons. NCBI's taxonomy places the organism in Eukaryota, Viridiplantae, Streptophyta, Magnoliopsida, Fabales, Fabaceae. Bases 331 to 1515 code for a protein of 394 amino acids. The record is from RefSeq and is a predicted model, not a curated record.